CCUGCUCAAACUCAUGUCCAUCGUUACACGUCCAGUAAACAGCACAUCCAAGUAAACAGCAAGUAAACGUUACACGUGCGAGGUUACACGUCCAGUAAAGAGCAGAGUUGGGCUUUGAGGCCCUCAGGCAACUUCCAUCAGGGAAAGGAGACACUGACUCUCAGAGGAGCUUUCCUAGGAGGCCAAGGGUCCUUAGAAAAGGUAAUCAGGUAGAUAAUCAGGGCUGUUGUUCAAACUCGCGCGUCCGAUUCUUUGCGACCCCAUGGACUGUAGCACACCAGGGUUCCCUGUCCUUCACUAUCUCCCGGGGUGUGCUCUUGUGCGAGGUCUGAUCCACUAAGCCCCCUGAUCAGGGCUAGGGUGCGGGAACCAGCGAGUGGUGUGAACAGAGCGCCCCCACAUUCCUCCAAACCCAAAGGGCGGGACCCGACGAGCUGCCGCCCGAGGGACCGUCGGGUGCAUGGUCCGAGCCGCUGUUUCACUUUAAAUGGAUCCUAAAGCUCCCUAAAGGGUACACACUGUCAGGGAACCACGCAGGUAAAACCCACACUGGAGAAAAUCCUACUUGGACCUGAGAGCAGCUACAGCUCAGCAGAGGACCUGACCCACCCCUGCACAGAGCCCCGCCCAUCCGCCAAUCAGAGGGAGCCUUGAACAGGGGGCGGGACAAAAGAGGAGCCAGUCCAAUGAGGAAUCAGCCCCCGGUCGCCUCAGAACCUAAUAUUACAAAGUCCAAGCUGCUAGCCUAGAGGAGGCGGUGGGUUGACCAAUCAGAGCGAGUAACUCACAGCGUUGGGUACUGGCAGCCAGUCAGAAGAGAACUCGCAGGUGACUCGCCCGGCCCCAGCUUCCCGCCUUUCCCCUAACCUCUAAAUCGGGGGGCCUGGUGGUUCCUGGGUUAAGUUCUUCCGCCGCGGAGCUGUAUUUCUCGUCCUCUCUUUACGCUUGUACUACCGAUCCCAGGCCUGUGCAGGGGUCUAGUGGGACAUGGCGAACUUGGGCUGCCAGGCCCUUCGGAGUCAGGAUGAGGAGAGUUUUCUCUACUUCGCCUAUGGCAGCAACCUGCUGACGGAGCGGAUCCACCUCCGAAACCCCUCCGCCGUGUUCUACAGCGUGGCCCGCUUGCAGGAUUUUAAACUUGACUUUGGCAAUCCCCAAGGCAAAACAAGUGAAACUUGGCAUGGAGGUAUAGCCACCAUUUUUGAAAGUCCUGGCGAUGAAGUAUGGGGAGUAGUAUGGAAAAUGAACAAAAGCAAUUUAAGUUCUCUGGAUAAGCAAGAAGGGGUUAAAAGUGGAAUGUAUGUCCCAAUAGAAGUUACUGUUUCAACUCAAGAAGGAAAAGAAAUAACCUGUCGAAGUUACCAGAUGACAAAUUAUGAGCCUGUUCCCCCAUCACCCCAGUAUAAAAAGGUCAUUUGCAUGGGUGCAAAAGAGAACGGUUUGCCACUGGAGUACCAAAAGAAGUUAAAUGCAAUAGAACCAAAUGACUACAAAGGAAAGGUCUCAGAAGAAAUUGAAGACAUUAUCAAAAAGGGGGAAGCAAAGACUCAUUAGAACUUAAUGGAAUAUAGCUACAUAUAUUUUCUCUAUAUGCUAAUACCUUUUUAACAUAUAGAACAGGGAUCUGGGAUGUAUCUCUGUUUAAUAUGGUUCAACAGUGUUCUGGAGGGUUAUCUCACUUGGGUGAUUCCUUGUUUUCAGACUGUAAAAAGACCAAGGCAGGAGUUAGACAAUUGAAAGGGGGGUUGUGAGAGGUGUUGGAAUGCAUGACAGUUAGGUGUGAGUACUCCUGUGAACCCUUAAAGUUAUUUUACUGAGUUUAUCUGAAGUGUAUUUUUGCUCUGUGACUGAAGAUAAAUUUGCAACUUAAUGAUGGUGCUGGUAAAUUGCUCAGCUCUGGGAUUUUUUAAAAUCAGUUUAAUAAGAGCAAGCAAACUGAAGAGACAAUUGAUUAUAAAAUUUUUAAAUUAUUUUAAAACUACUUAAAAUUUUUAAAAUUAUUUUAAAAUUUAAAAGAUGGCAUAAUGUUCUUAGAGGAAUAAAUGUAUUUGUGGUUUAACCUGUAUUCUCUGUGAAAAUACUACAUUUCAUUUUAUGAGAAAGACUCACAUCAUCACACAUACUGGGUCUGGUCUUGGCCAUAUCUAGUGUAUACUAAAGGAUUAUUGCACAGACUCUGGAACCAGUAUAUUAGGGAUAGGCUGUCAGGUAGAAAGGCUGGGAAAGGCUGUCACCACUUUCUGCCUGGGAAACUUUGGGUUAUUUACUCAACUUCCUCAGCUUCCUUGCCUGCAGACUGAGGAGAGCCCAAAUAUCUGUGUCUUAGGAUCAUUUUGAGGGGUAUAUGUAUAAGCUUGGAACACAGCCUGGCAUAUAACAAGUAUUAGUAAUCAUUAUUGUUCUUAUUGAAGGAGUAAGUUUGUACUGAGCCAUCUUUGGAACAGGAUUUUAAAGUAGAAGCAUUAAGAUCAUGAGGGAAAAGUAUUUCUUGGAAGCUAAAAUUUGAUUUCUUGGCUUAUUAAAAAAUGGUCACCUUCUUAAAUUUAUUUACUGAAUAAAUGCAAGAGAGUCAUGAAUAAAACAACACUGGUUAUCAA
Odocoileus virginianus texanus is the source of this 2597-nucleotide messenger RNA. RefSeq names its product gamma-glutamylcyclotransferase (gene GGCT). The record is from RefSeq and is a predicted model, not a curated record. NCBI's taxonomy places the organism in Eukaryota, Metazoa, Chordata, Mammalia, Artiodactyla, Cervidae. Gene Ontology annotation, molecular function: gamma-glutamylcyclotransferase activity.